CACUCCGCACUCCACCAUAAGCACCGCGUUUCGUGUCUCCUUCGGUCCUACAUUUGACGGACGGCGUUUACCACUCAUUUCUCUCUUUUUUCCUUCCCCUUUCCCUUUUUCCUCUAUCCAAUCUUCCCGGCAAAAACCCUAUAAUACCCAAUUUCUGCAAUUUUCUCCGAUUUCCGCCGCUGCUAUAAUACUAAUACAUGGAUCGAGCUGAAUCCGGCAAUGCAUCGAUUGCCAGGAUUCUUUGCUCACAAGAAGCGCGUCGAUUCUAAGCAUAAACGCGCCGAAUCCUCUGUCAAGCCGAAGCCGAAGCUACAGAGGCUGAACGCUAGGAAGAAUAUCGACUACGAACCUUCUAUGCUUGAGUUCAGCGGGGAUAAGAGCUUUCGAAUCGAAGGAAAAAAUGGUGAGUUUAUUGAAUUUUUUGAAAAGUUGGGAUUUUCUGGUCCUGAUGAUUUCGCUAUCCCUACGGAUGAAUGGGAUGCUAUGAUUGUGCGCUCCUCUUUGGAUAGUCAUGUGAUUGAUGUUAAUAGUAACGGCAGUUGUUGUGGAGGGGGAGGUAGUCAGUGUUCGGGUUCUGGAAGGGUGAUUGAUCUAGGUAGUAAGUUAAUUAAGGAGGAUAUUUGUCGAUAUUCGGAUAGUUCUAAAGCUAGUGAUGUAAUUCAGCUGCAAGUUCAGUCAGUCGAGUUAAAUUAUGACAGAGGUGGAGUUGUUUGUGCUGCUAGAGUGAUUAGUGAUGUGUCUGGAGCGGAUACUAGAUUAGAUGAUGGUGUUACAGUGAACGGAGUUGUUUCGAAUGGAAAUGAACCUGUAAGUUUACUUGGAGGUGGUGGUGGAGGAGGGAUCAGGGGUUUAAGGCCGCCUCUUCUUGCUCCUCCACCGGUCAUGUCACUGCCAAUUGUUGAUGAUGCAUGCUCUACUUGGGAUAUUUUUAGGGCAUUUGGCCCUGAAGAUCAUAGGGAAUCAGGAAUCGCGGGUCAUGGGAUUUGUAGAUCUGAGGUUGUCAAUGGAGAUGAAGAAUAUAUGAAGGAUGAGGAGGAUGAGGAGAACAGUAAUAGGAGGAUAUUAGGAGUGAGUAGCUUACUAUCUCUGUCCAGUUCUUUCACCAAUACUUCAAAUGAUGACGAUUCUUCCAGCUGCACGACAGAGCGUAUGUCAAUCAUCUCACCGAAUGGGAGAUUCACACGCUUCAUUACAGGAUGGGACAAGGGAGGUCUCCUAGGACGUGGAUCAUUUGGAUCCGUCUAUGAAGGAAUUUCACAUGAUGGUUUCUUUUUUGCCGUGAAGGAAGUGUCAUUACUUGAUCAAGGUGAUGGGGGAAGACAAAGUCUAUACCAACUUGAGCAGGAGAUUGAACUUCUAAGACAGUUCGAACACGAGAACAUAGUCCAAUAUUAUGGAACUGACAAGAAUGAUUCGAAAUUGUACAUCUUUCUUGAGCUGGUUACACAAGGAUCUCUGUUGAAUCUUUACCAGAAAUAUCACCUUCGAGAUUCGCAAGUAUCUGCCUACACAAGACAGAUUUUACAUGGUUUGAAGUAUUUGCAUGACCGAAAUGUGGUUCACAGAGAUAUUAAAUGCGCUAAUAUAUUGGUGCAUGCUAAUGGAUCAGUCAAGCUUGCUGAUUUUGGCCUUGCAAAGGCUACGAAGUUGAAUGAUGUCAAGUCUUUCAAGGGUACUGCACUCUGGAUGGCUCCUGAGGUUGUGAACAGGAAGAACCCAGGUUAUGGACUUGCAGCUGAUAUAUGGAGCCUUGGCUGCACUGUCCUAGAGAUGCUUACUCGCCAGUUUCCUUAUUCCCACUUAGAAAAUCCAAUGCAGGUACUGUUUCAGAUUGGGAAGGGGGAACCUCCAGCUGUGCCUAAUACCCUUUCGGAAGAUGCACGCAAUUUCAUUAACCACUGUCUGCAAGUGGAUCCAAGUGCCCGUCCAACUGCUACUCAGCUCUUGGAGCAUCCGUUUGUGAAACAAACACUUCCCUCUUCCUCGGGCUCAGCUUCACCUCUCAAUCUAGGCAGGAGGCUUUGAAAUCUUGUUCUCUGUUCUUCCUUAUUGGAUCCUCAAAAUUUUGAAGUGGGUUUAAAUGGAUGCGUGUCCUAGAAUCUGUAUUCGAACACUGAGUUCAGACAUUUGAUGUUUUUGAAACCACAUCGAGAGCUGUUCGCAAUCGUGGUCAAUGCCUUUGCUGCAGUGUAAUUUUGUGCCCCCAACCCCCUCGGUUCUUUCCUCUUCCCGAUGCCUCUCUCCCACUCCACCAUGGAAGGAAAGAAGAGGUCGGGGUAUUGUGUUGUAUAUGUAGUUUAAUUCAUAGUUGAGUGCUUGAGCUGGUAUGGGAUGUAAAGAUAGAGAACCCAUUUGAAAUGUAUAUAUCACUAGAAGAGCCCCAUUUGUUGCUUC
Messenger RNA from Solanum stenotomum, 2394 nucleotides. Its product is annotated as mitogen-activated protein kinase kinase kinase 1-like. Gene Ontology annotation, molecular function: ATP binding; protein kinase activity. The record is from RefSeq and is a predicted model, not a curated record. The coding region runs from base 220 to 2025 and encodes 601 amino acids. Gene Ontology annotation, biological process: protein phosphorylation. The transcript is spliced from 9 exons. Lineage: Eukaryota; Viridiplantae; Streptophyta; Magnoliopsida; Solanales; Solanaceae.